Molecule: messenger RNA, 1360 nt
Organism: Argentina anserina (silverweed cinquefoil)
Lineage: Eukaryota; Viridiplantae; Streptophyta; Magnoliopsida; Rosales; Rosaceae
Product: uracil-DNA glycosylase, mitochondrial
Exons: 6
Coding region: 7-1098 (363 amino acids)
Biological process (GO): base-excision repair, AP site formation via deaminated base removal; base-excision repair
Cellular component (GO): nucleus; mitochondrion
Molecular function (GO): uracil DNA N-glycosylase activity
Source: RefSeq, a predicted model, not a curated record
AAAGGCAUGACCUUUGCCGUUCCCGGGUUCUGUAAUUUUCCCGCCAAUCCAAUACGAGAUUUGGCGCCAUUUUCCGAAGCGGCCUCUACUCACAUGACUAGGGCGAGACGCCAUUCCUUCGCCGCCGUAGUUGAUCCCAACGAAGCCGCAAUGUCUUCCAGAGCCGCCGCCGCCGCCAAAAACAAAACCCUACUCGACAUCUUCCAACCCGCCGCCACCACCCCAUCCGCCAAACGCUUCAAACCCCAGUCUUCCUCCACCACCCAAUCCGAUGACGUCAGCGCCGAUCCUCCGUCUGCCCUCACCGCCGAGCAGAAGUCACGCAUGGAGUUCCACAAGCUGCUCGCCGGAGCCAAACGCAACCGCACUAUCUGCUCCGGCAGAGUCUCCGAUUCCAAUGCCAAAGGUGAAGGAGUGAAAUUGGAGGAGCUACUGGUGGAGGACACGUGGCUGACGGCGUUGCCUGCCGAGCUUAAGAAGCCGUACGCCGUCAACCUCAGCAAGUUCGUUGAGAGCGAGAUUUCCGGCGGCGGUGUUCCAAUAUAUCCGCCUACUCACUUGAUCUUUAAUGCUCUGAACUCCACCCCUUUUGAUCGGGUCAAGGCUGUGAUUUUGGGCCAGGACCCGUAUCAUGGGCCGGGUCAGGCGAUGGGUUUGUCCUUCUAUGUGCCAGAGGGAGUGAAGGUGCCAUCAAGCUUGGUUAAUAUAUUCAAGGAGCUUCACAAUGAUGUUGGCUGUUGUAUUCCAUCUCAUGGCAAUCUGGAAAAAUGGGCUGUUCAGGGUGUUCUGUUGCUCAAUGCUGUUCUUACUGUUAGGGAUCACCAGGCUAACUCUCAUGCUAAGAAAGGAUGGGAACAGUUUACUGAUGCUGUUAUCCAAACCAUUUCAAAAAAGAAGGAAGGAGUUGUCUUUUUGCUGUGGGGAAACUCUGCACAUCAGAAAUCCAGGUUAGUUGACGUGUCGAAGCAUCACAUUCUUAGAGCAGCACAUCCGUCUGGUUUGUCUGCACACAGAGGCUUCUUUGGCUGCAGGCAUUUUUCUCGUACGAACCAGCUUCUCGAGGAGAUGGGCAUUCCUCCAAUCGACUGGCAACUUUGAUCUGCAACAGUCAUAUCAGCUCGGCAGCACCUAAUCCUAACUUAUUUCGUCUCCGGAUAUCUCUGUCAAGUCACGUAUGAUCGAGGAGGUUGGAAAUCUUCUAGAUGUUAGUUUGUUGUACAGAAUACGGAUGUCUUUUGAUAGUUCCAUCUAUGCGAGUAGUGUUGCUUCCUACGCUAUUCAAUUUUGUCAGUUAGUUGAUCAUCUGUAUUUCCUUUUGAAUGUUUCUGCUCAUCAAUGUCAAUGCAGAGUUCCUUUUGCA